CCCCCUCUUCUAUCUAUAUAUCUCACUUGCACCUCGCGACCCAUUUUAGCCUCUUGCUGUCCCACUCAAAAUCUCUUUCGUGUCCACCUCACCUUGCACCACCUGCUCCGCCGCCGCCGCCGCCGUCCUCGAUCCAUCCAUGGCCGCCGCGAGCUUCGACGGCGCCGGCGGGGCGCUCGGCGUGCACGCGGCGUCGCGCAAGAUCGGGAAAUCGGCGGCGCAUCAGCAGCAGCGGAAGCCGGUGAUCAUUUACAUGGUGUCGCCCAAGAUCAUCCACGUCGAGGCCCACGAGUUCAUGUCGCUGGUGCAGCGGCUCACCGGCCCGGGGGCGGCGGCCGCGGGCGACGGCGGCAAGAAGGCGGCGUCGUCGUCGCCGAGGGAGGCGCGCAGGGGGGCGCCGCCGGUGCGCGUCAAGGCGCGGGCCCUGAACCGGCCCGCCGGCGGCUCGGCCGUGUCCGUGUCGGUGACGGCGACGAUGCGGCAGCAGCAGCAGCUCGCCUCUCCGUCGUCGGCGGCGGCGGCCGGGCCGUCGCCGUCGCCGUCGACGGGGUUCCUGUUCAACGACCUCAGCCCGCUCCGCGGCGCCGCGCUCAAGGGCGAGGCCGCCGCCGCCGCGCCGCUCGUCUCCCCCGGCGCCGGCUGGCUUCAGCACGUCGGCGACCACUUCUUCAGCCCCGUCGGCGCGCCGGGGGCGCUCGGCUCGCCGUCCGCCUUCCUCGACAUCUUCGGGCCGCUGCCGUCGCAGCACCAAUAAUGAUACAAAUCUCACCGGAGCAACGGCGACGGCGACGGCGACGCAGUCGCUGUGCAUGAUGCAUGGUCGCCAAUUAGGGUUUUCCUCUCGCGACCUUGCACUUGCACGGCGUAAUAAUCGAAAAAGAAAUUCCGAAAUGAGCUUAAAAUCAUCUUGGUUUGCAUAUGUAUAGGCUUGUAAAUUAAUUAGUUCAUCAAAAUUGUAGAUAAUUUAGGUGGUUUACAAAAUUUUCCCUUAAUUGCUCGCAUGGCUCUACACGCAUGAGCCAUGGCUGCAGCAAGGGAAGAGGUCGAUCGAGUUGUGUUCUAUUGAUUUGUUCAUCUGAUUAUACAUAGAUGAUUACCUUUUCUUUAA
Molecule: messenger RNA, 1108 nt
Organism: Oryza sativa Japonica Group (Japanese rice)
Lineage: Eukaryota; Viridiplantae; Streptophyta; Magnoliopsida; Poales; Poaceae
Product: protein MKS1
Cellular component (GO): nucleus
Source: RefSeq, a predicted model, not a curated record